AUGAGCACCAUGUCUUCACGACAAAGUCCGUCAUCAGCCGAGAAACGCGCCUUGGCAAGUACCGCCGUCAAUGUCCCCGGCAUCGUUGUGCCCGGCAUUGUCCUCACCCAAGCAGGGGACCAUGACCUCGAGGCCGAGCGCGAGUUCCCACCACCAUCACCACAGCAGGUCGUCCUGCUCACCCCCGGCAUCAUCUAUCCCGGCCGCAAAGCGCGGGCAAUGCGCAGCAUUCCCCAGACGGCGAGACAGCUGGUGUGCGUUGCACUCGUCGCACUCGCUUUCUGGCAUCUCUGGAGCACACUCGACAUGGGCGCGAUGCAUGUGCCCAUCACAGACGUCACGCCAUGA
Cutaneotrichosporon cavernicola is the source of this 348-nucleotide messenger RNA. RefSeq lists its product as uncharacterized. The transcript has 3 exons. Lineage: Eukaryota; Fungi; Basidiomycota; Tremellomycetes; Trichosporonales; Trichosporonaceae. The record is from RefSeq and is a predicted model, not a curated record. The coding region runs from base 1 to 348 and encodes 115 amino acids.